Molecule: messenger RNA, 1074 nt
Organism: Penicillium cinerascens
Lineage: Eukaryota; Fungi; Ascomycota; Eurotiomycetes; Eurotiales; Aspergillaceae
Product: tartrate dehydrogenase
Exons: 2
Coding region: 1-1074 (357 amino acids)
Molecular function (GO): NAD binding; oxidoreductase activity, acting on the CH-OH group of donors, NAD or NADP as acceptor
Source: RefSeq, a predicted model, not a curated record
AUGGUACGCUCAUAUCGUAUUGCAUCCAUUCCGGGCGACGGUAUCGGCCCCGAAGUGGUCAGCGCCACCAUUCAAGUGGUGGAAAAGCUCGCCAAAACUCUGGGAACAUUCGAUAUUGACUUCACUCAUAUCCCAUGGGGAACGGAAUACUAUAAGGAACAUGGCAAAUAUGUCUCGGACGACUGUCUUGACACACUGCGCAAGUUCGACGCGGGACUAUUUGGGGCAGUCGGCGCGCCAGAUGUGCCGGAUCAUAUAUCAUUGUGGGGCCUCCUCCUCGCCAUAAGAGGCCCGCUUCAACUCUACGCCAACGUGAGACCAGUGCGGACAUUCCCGGGCACAAAAUGCCCUCUCAACACCGCCACCGAGGGAAUCGACUGGAUGCUCGUCCGUGAGAACUCCGAAGGCGAAUACGCCGGUCAAGGAGGACGUUCACACGUCGGUCAACCAUGGGAAGCCGCAACUGAAGUCGCCAUAUUCACGCGGGUGGGUAUCGAGCGGAUCAUGCGGUUCGCGUUUGAGACGGCCCAGUCUCGACCCCGGAAGCUUCUCACCGUGGUAACGAAGAGUAAUUCCAUGCGCAAUGGGCUGGUCCUUUGGGACGAAGUCGCGGCGUUGGUCGCGAAGGAUUUCCCCGACGUGAGGUGGGAUAAGAUGCUCGUGGAUGCGAUGACGGUGCGCAUGGUGGCCAAGCCGCAGUCGAUUGAUACCAUUGUCGGUACGAACCUACACAUGGAUAUCUUGUCGGAUCUUGCAGCUGCGUUGGCCGGUUCAAUUGGCGUGGCUCCUUCGGCGAAUCUGGACCCGACGCGUAAGAAUCCGUCCCUGUUUGAGCCUGUUCAUGGCAGUGCGUUUGAUAUCACUGGGAAGGGUGUGGCGAAUCCCGUUGCUACCUUCUGGUCGGCGGCUGAGAUGUUAACUUGGAUUGGUGAGAAAGCAGCGGCUGAUAAGCUCAUGGGUUGUGUCGAAAGGGUUUGUGCUGCGGGCGUAUUGACGCCUGAUUUGGGUGGCACGUCGGAUACCCAGGGAGUCGUUGAUGCCGUAUGCAGCGAAAUCGAGAAGUUGAAGGUAUAG